Molecule: messenger RNA, 666 nt
Organism: Microcebus murinus (gray mouse lemur)
Lineage: Eukaryota; Metazoa; Chordata; Mammalia; Primates; Cheirogaleidae
Source: RefSeq, a predicted model, not a curated record
UUGUUUUGUUUUCCAGCUGGUUUGGGCGAAUUCCGCAUCCGGGACCUCAACGACGAGAUUAACAAGCUGCUCAGGGAGAAGGGACACUGGGAGGUCCGGAUAAAGGAGCUGGGUGGACCGGAUUACGGAAAAGUCGGCCCCAAAAUGCUGGACCACGAAGGCAAAGAAGUUCCAGGAAACCGAGGCUACAAGUACUUCGGAGCAGCCAAAGAUUUACCCGGUGUCAGAGAGUUAUUUGAGAAAGAACCUCUUCCCCCUCCCAGAAAGACCCGGGCCGAGCUCAUGAAGGCCAUCGACUUCGAGUACUACGGCUACCUGGACGAGGACGACGGGGUCAUUGUCCCUCUGGAGCAGGAAUACGAGAAGAAACUGCGGGUGCGGCUGGCGGACAGGUGGAGGUCGGAGCGGGAGGCCCGGCUGGCCCGAGGCGAGAAGGAGGAGGAGGAGGAGGAGGAAGAGGAGGCGAACAUCUACGCGGUCACCGAGGAGGAGGUAUGGGGGUGCGCGGCCCGUGGGGACCCCUCAAUGCCGGGGAGGUGGAGGGCUCAGACUCGGGGGAUCGAGGAGGCCCUGGUUCGCAGGAAGAAGAUGGAACUCCUGCACAAGUACGCCAGCGAGACCCUCCAGGCCCAGAGCGAGGAAGCCAGGAGACUGCUGGGCUACUGA